AUGGAAAAGGGGAUGAAUGGUGACAGAGGAUAUAAUCGCGAUAGAAAUGCCGAAGGAGGAUAUAAUCGCGAUAUAAAUGCCGAAGGAGGAUAUAAUCGCGAUAGGAAUAACGAUAGAGGAUAUCAUCGCGAUAGGAAUGGUGAAGGAGGAUAUAACCGCGAUAGGAAUGGCGGAGGAGGAUAUAAUCGCGAUAGGAAUAACGAUAGAGGAUAUAAUCGCGAUAGGAAUGGUGAAGGAGGAUAUAACCGCGAUAGGAAUGGCGGAGGAGGAUAUAAUCGCGAUAGGAAUGGCGAAGGAGGAUAUAAUCGCGAUAGGAAUGGCGAAGGAGGAUAUAAUCGCGAUAGGAAUGUCAAUAGAGGAUAUAAUCGCCAUAGGAAUGUCGAUAGAGGAUAUAAUCGCGAUAGGAAUGGCGAAGGGGGACAUAAAGGCGAUAAGAAUGGCGAUACAGGGUAUAAUGACGACAAAGGAAGUAUUGACAAUGGAAAUGGUGAUAGAGGACAUAAUGGCGACAAAAGAAAUAAUGGCGAUGGAAGGAAGGAUAAUGGUAAUGGAGGAAGAGAUCAUCGUGAUUCACGAAAGAACCUUUCAGGUAACAAAGGGGGUCAUGAUGAAGGUGGACAUAAUAGUAACCGUGAUAAAUAUAAUGCUGUUAGAAGAAGACCAGUGGUUGACUCAAGAAGUCGGAAAUUCAAUAAUCCGAAUCUCGGUAAUGCCAAAAAUAAUGAUGACUUUGGAAAGAAUAAAGGCGACGAGAAUGGAAAUGACGACAAGAGAAACGGAAAUGGCCAUGAGAGAAAUGGAAAUGACGACAAGAGAAAUGGAAAUGGCGAUAAGAGAAAUGGAAAUGGCGAUAAGGGAUAUGGAAAUGAAAGAAACGGGAAUGGCGAUAGAAACGGAAAGAGAAAUAUAGAUGAUAAAAGCAUGAAUGGUGGCAAUGGCAAUAAGAACAAUAUGGGGAAUAGAAAUGGAAAUAUACCUGUAUCAGGUUCCGUAUUAAGUAGUACUAUCGGUGAUAUGAUUGUAGAUGCGGCUUUAAACUCAAUACUUUAUACAAUGAAUGUCGAUGUCAUUAUUGACCACGAUUCAUCGGAAGAAUUAGAUGACCCAGAGGACCCUGUCCACAACGAUAAAAAUGAUGACACGCACGACUCAAAAGAUGACGACCACGACUCAAAAGAUGACAACCACGACAACGAAGGUGGUCAUGACGAACACGACGACAAAGAAAGAGAUGACAGGAAAGAGAAUGAAAGAGAAAGAGAACACGAGAAUGAAGAGUCUAAGGAAAGCAGGGAAUCGAGAGAAGACGAGAGAAAACCGACAAGAAUUGUUACUACCAUAUCGCCAAAGCCUACAACACAAGUUAUACCCACAAUGAUGCCAGUCACAACGAUGCUUCCUUCGAUGUCUACAACAAUGCGAACCACCACCUCAACUACAAUCUCAACAACCGCACAGCUACCAUCAAAAACCACCACGAUGAAAUCUGUAACCACAGAUAAACCGGGCCCACCUCCACCCCCUGGUAACUGCCAGGGUCAGGUAAUCAAUGGAUCUACCAGCAUUGGGUGUAUUAAAAGGGAAUGUUGUCAAGAUUCUCAUUAUGAUGGUGGCAUGUGUCCAGGUUCUAAUGUGUGUUGUUUUUCGUCUAACACUUGCCAAACAAAAGACUGUAACUCACGAUCCAAACAAGCAGCUUGUCGAAUAUUACAGAUGAGUAACAGAGGUAAAAUAAGUAUACGAGAUGGUGCAACAAAAGUUGGCGUUAAUCCCAUGAAAAAUCUCCAAGAUGCAUGUAAACGACAAAAGACUCCAUGGUCAAGCAAAGGAUGCCAUGCAGUUUGUUCACCUGUAUCUGGAUCGACAUGUUUAUCUUCCAAACUCUUGAGAUUUAUACAAUCUCUUACUAAUCUCGGUAGAGUCAAGAUCAUUAACAUUACUGGAGGCUGUCAUCGGUGCCAAUCUGGUCAUCACGAAGGAAUGGCUGUAGAUUUAAAGAAAACAGACAACCAUUCAGCCAUUUUAAGAAGAUGUCGAUCUAUGUCCGGACAAGCUAGAAUGGUUCGGAAGAGUGGCGAAAGAUACAUAAGCUGUCGAUUUUUUGGAUAGUAGUUU
Lottia gigantea (owl limpet) is the source of this 2115-nucleotide messenger RNA. RefSeq lists its product as hypothetical. The record is from RefSeq and is a predicted model, not a curated record. The transcript has 5 exons. Bases 1 to 2109 code for a protein of 702 amino acids. NCBI's taxonomy places the organism in Eukaryota, Metazoa, Mollusca, Gastropoda, Lottiidae.